CAGCUCCCCUCGACCUUCGACAUUUUCUCUCCCUCAGGCGCAGGAUACUCAUCUCUUUGCGACCAGCUAAUCCCUCUCUAUCACCCCCCCAAAAAACCCCUCCUCCCACCAGUCGCAAUGGCCCCCAUCACUGCUCGCGGUCGCAAGGCCCAGAAGGUCACCCAGAAGUAUGUCAUCAACGCUUCUCAGCCCGUGAGCGACAAGAUCUUCGACCUCUCUGCUUUCGAGAAGUUCCUCCACGACCGCGUCAAGGUCGAGGGCCGUGUCGGUAACCUCGGUGACAAGGUUGUCAUCUCCCAGUCCGGUGAUGGCAAGAUCGAGGUUGUCUCUCACAUCCCCUUCUCCGGCCGCUACCUCAAGUACCUCACCAAGAAGUACCUGAAGAAGCAGCAGCUCCGUGACUGGAUCCGCGUUGUCUCCACCUCCAAGGGUGUCUACGAGCUCCGCUUCUACAACGUCGUCAACGACGAGGGUGAGGAGGAUGAGGAGUAAAUUACUCCUCCUUCCGGAACAACCAAAAAAAGCGAAAAAUGAUCGGACUUGCGGUGCGCUCGCAUCAGGGGGUUACCAACAAUGGGAGCGAUAUCUGAAUUGAGGGUUGUCACUUGGAGUCUGGUUUGGGUAUAGAUAUGCUCUACUGGGAGGGAUCCUAUACCGCGGUG
This is a messenger RNA of Aspergillus heteromorphus CBS 117.55, 662 nucleotides long. RefSeq names its product 60S ribosomal protein eL22. Gene Ontology annotation, molecular function: RNA binding; structural constituent of ribosome. Gene Ontology annotation, biological process: cytoplasmic translation. Gene Ontology annotation, cellular component: ribosome. The record is from RefSeq and is a predicted model, not a curated record. Lineage: Eukaryota; Fungi; Ascomycota; Eurotiomycetes; Eurotiales; Aspergillaceae. The transcript is spliced from 3 exons. Bases 118 to 492 code for a protein of 124 amino acids.